GUCGAAAGGAAAUAAAAAAGGUAUAUAGUUUUUUAUGAUUAGAUAUUUAAGGUAAAUAUAAAUUUACAAACUUUUUACAAUUUUGAACGAUAUAAAAUGAACAAGAAAAAGGUUUUAACUGAAGAAGAAAAGCGUUUUGAGGCAGCUGUACAGCAGGAAGUAGACCUUUCAAGGCUUCAACGACGAUAUGAAAUUCUGGAAAGAAACAGGAAUGAACGCAGUAACACACGACAAACCAGGCAAAAUAAAGUCAUCCAGAUAUUUAACCGAGAAAACAGAAAUAUUUUAAUAAAUCUUAAAGUAGCCACAGCCCCAUGCAAACGCAAGGAAGACAUCAGGGCCCAAAACGAGUUAAACGACGUCUUGCAAAGUUACGAUGACUACUCCGCAAAAAUAAAACUCAUGAAGGAAUACUUGGAGGAACUCGAUAGGCAAAUUUAUUUAAGGCAACGUGAUGUUUUGGAGUUGGAAGCGAAACAGACAACUGAUAGGCAGUUUUACGAUAGAGUAGCACUAGCUAGAACCACUUUGGAAAAAUUAGAAAACAAGCUUGAAGUCUGGAUGAAGAAAUUUGGAACCACUUGCUAUGAAAAUAGAAUGUUGAGAGAUAGGAUCAAUAGUCUCAUGUGUGAAAGAACAAGAUUCAACGAGGUUUGGACAAAGCUUAUAAGAAACUUAACAACCGGUAAAAAGUUCAUGCUUGAUCUUAUUGAACAAGCUACCAUAGCUUACGAUCAAAGAGAAGAAUGGGUAUCAAAACUAUCGAUGGUAAGAAAAAAAGCUAGAAAUCAGCUUUUGAAGCAACUGCAUGAGAUGAGGGAACUGGAGAGAAAAAAGGAUAACGAUACGAAGUUGAAGAAUUUUAUUUUGUUUAAAAAUGCUAGACGUUUGAUGGUGGAUUUGGAGUUAAGAGAAAUGAAUAAAAGGAGACGUAGAUGGGCAAACUUGGAACUAAAAGUUGAGAAUUAUAAAAAUGUUAUCGAUCAAAUACACGAAUUUAUGAAUGAAGAAAAUGAUAUCAAUAUAGUAAAGCAUUACUUGCACAUCGAACAAGAAAAUUUCGCAAUGUUUCUGCAAUUAGUGGACGUAAAUAAGGAGAUGGAACGAAUGAACGAAGAGAUGUUUGAAAACCUCGUAGAGAUCGAUCGUCUUAGAGUUGUGCACGAUGCAAGACAAGAACAACAAGAUAAUAGAUUGGAAGAAUUAAAAAUAAACGUCGAAACUGCACAAUUAAACACUAAGUCGUCUCAAGAUGAAGUGCACAAAAUCGACGCUUACUUGCAGCAAAUUUUGAAUGGGGUUUUUAGAUUGUUUAACGUUUUAAAGUGCGAUAACAAGCCGAUGUUAGCUUUGUUGGGAAAAAAUGAAAAGGUACAUUAUUACAACAUACUAAAAUACUUAGAGAUCAUGGAGCAAGUCGUGCAGGAGAAGAUGUUGACGUUGAAUUACGUCGAAAGAUCUCUUUUGGAUAAGAAGAAGAUCAAAAGGCAACAGCUUAUACUUCGUGAAGAUAACCUCAGAACUACGAUACUUGGCAUUACCGAUAUUGUUAAAACAAACCCUUGCCCCUUGUGCUUUGAAAACGAUAUUGUGCACGAUGUUAUAGAUACUCUUCAAAAAGUCAUGACGAAACAGCAAGCCACAGAAGAAAUGGAACGUUUACUUUCUUUACCGGAUAGUCUGGAAAGAUCUCAUAAUGUAUCACAUUGUCACCUACCCAAGUCCAGAGCCAUAAUGCAGAAGAGGUAUCAAUGAUGAUGUGUAUUUUGUUUUAAUAAAGGUUUACAG
Molecule: messenger RNA, 1788 nt
Organism: Brassicogethes aeneus
Lineage: Eukaryota; Metazoa; Arthropoda; Insecta; Coleoptera; Nitidulidae
Source: the annotation of a GenBank genome assembly